CUGCACCCAGCAGAUACACACCAGCUGAUCAUUCCGGUUCAUCCUCUGCAGUGCUUAGACAUCGGCGGAGGUAGUUUGGGGUCUUUCACAACGAAAAUGCUCAUUAGCACGGCAUUUGGAUAAACUGAAAACGAGCACUGAUCCAUGCACGAGCAGCUCGUGCGCAAAAAACAAAACAAACAACGACAAAAAAAUUACAGCCCGCACGCGCAGGACGGGAAUCGGGUUCGGCAUGCGGGAGGAAACUGGAUCAGACUACAACAUCCACUGCUCGGCGUGUGUCUGCGAUUAAGGCUAAGCUAGCUCCAGAUAACUUGUUAAUGAUUGACGCGAAUGUCAAUAAAAGGGUUUUUUCCCCGUGCACGCUAAAGUGACGGCGCUGUAUUUAUUAACGCUCGCGCUACGAUCAUAAUAACAACAACAAAAAGGAGGCUGUGGUCCGGUUAGCAUCGCUAGCUGUCGAGCUACUAAAUAUAGACCGUGUGACCAAGUUUAAAUCAGCUAAAAUGAACCGCUUAUAGCGUUAAAAACAAACAAACACACGGCGUUUAUUCCUGACGAUCAGAGGAUCUGGAUUUGUUCACCAAUGACCCCGGACAAAACCUGGCGCGUGCCGACUGUCUGCAGUUCGCAGCCAUUGUUUCAUCCGGACUCAAAUCUUUUGCAUUGCUAAUUGUGUUCGUAUAUAUCUCUGCUUGACAUUUCGCCUGGUUUCCGUUUGUGUUUUAACCGAAAAUGGCCGCCGUUGUGAAUUAUUCUCCCCCGUGGUGGGUGAACCUGCUGCACCGUCUCCCUCACUUCAACCUGCGCUUCGAGCAGAUCAGCAGUGAGUUUCAGCCAGAGGACUCCUCAUACCAGCAGUCCAUUCUGCUGGUGGGAGCAGUGGCUCUAGCCUGUCUGGCCCUGGACCUCCUCUUCCUCCUCUUCUACUCAUUCUGGCUCUGUUGCCGUCGCAAGAAAAGCAGCGAACAGCCCAAUGCCGACUGCUGUUGCACGGCCUGGUGCGUCAUCAUUGCCACCCUGGUGUGCAGCGCUGGUAUUGCCGUUGGUUUCUAUGGGAAUGGAGAGGCCUGCGAUGGAGUUAACCGGGUCACUUACUCGCUGCGUCAUGCCAACCGUACUAUCGCCGGGGUGCAGAAACUGGUAUCAGACAGUGCCACAUCCCUGAAUCUGACCGUGGAUGAGAAUCUGCAGCAUUUGGAGAGCCAGUAUACGAAGCACACUGACUACCUGUCGAUCGUACAGAAGCUGCAGAGCCAGUUGGAUGAGCUGCUCAAACAGAUGGUGGAGAUCCCUUUCUGGAGCAAUCCCAGCAUCUCCCUGGAGGCGCUGGCUGGCAGGAUCGAACUCUACGACUGGUAUAGGUGGCUGGGCUAUCUGGGGCUGCUCCUGUUCGACGUGCUCAUCUGCCUGCUGGUGCUCUUCGGCCUUAUUCGCAACUCGAAAAGAACUCUGAUUGGGGUCUGUUUACUGGGCGUGUUGGCGCUGGUGAUCAGCUGGGGAUCACUGGGUUUGGAGCUGGCUGUAUCCUCGAGCUCCAGCGACUUUUGCGUGGCGCCAAACAUGUACGUUGCCGAAGUGGCCGAACGCAACAGAGUCAUCAACAAAGACAUUCUGCAGUAUUACCUCCAGUGCAACGUGGGCCAAACCAACCCCUUCCAGCAGAAGCUGUCUGGAAGCCACAAGGCUCUGGUGGAGAUGCAGGAUGAUGUGUUGGAGCUCCUGCGUUCUGCAGUGCGAGAAUACCCGCAAACCAAAAGUAAUCUGGAGCAGAUUCAGGGGGUUUUGAACACCACUGAAAUCGGCCUACAUCAGCUGACUGCCCUGGUGGACUGCCGCAGUCUGCACAUGGAUUACGUCCAGGCUGUGACGGGGCUGUGUUAUGACGGUCUGGAAGGGCUGAUCUACCUGGUGCUGUUCUCCUUCGUCACCGCCCUCAUGUUCAGCUCCAUCAUCUGCAGUGUGCCUCACACCUGGCAGGGUAGGAGGCCCAGUGAAGACACAGAGGAAGACUCUGCUGCUUCUGGAGGAAGACAGAACCAUGAUAAUCUGUACCGGGUGCACAUGCCCAGCCUUUACAGCUGUGGCAGUAGCUACGGCAGUGAGACCAGCAUCCCUGCAGCAGCACACACUGUCAGCAACGCUCCUGUUACUGAGUACAUGACACAGAAUGCAAACUUCCAGAAUCCUCGCUGUGAGAACACUCCUCUAAUCGGGAGAGAGUCUCCUCCCCCUUCUUACACUUCCAGCAUGAGGGCCAAGUAUUUGGCCAACGCCCGACCUGAUCCCAACAGCAGCGCUGCAGCACACUAGAGAUCGCCCAUGGACGUCCCUGAUCUCUCUCUCUCACUCUCUGUCUCUCACUCUCUCUCACACACUCUCUCAACCUCUCUCACACACACUCGCUCUCUCUCUCUCUCUCUCUGUCUCUCUCUCUCUCUCUCUCUCUCUCUCUCUCUCUCACAUACCCACACACUCUGUCUCUCUCACUCCUUUACUCUCUCUCUCUCCUAUAAACACACACACACACAAAUGUGCCCUUGUUCCUACGACACAAACAGACUCCACCAGGCCCACCCACUACUUCAGACAACAAGGACAUCAAAACAUUCGCCAUUGAAGAGGCCUCUUGUUUACAAGAUUGGCCACAGUUCCAAAUAGUGGAGUAGUCCUGACGAGUGUGUGCGCAUGUAUGAAUUGCGUGUAUGAAUUGUGUGUGUGUAUACAUUUGUUCCAAUGUGCUGCCGUUGCUUUCUUGUGGUGCUUUUGCCAAAAGAGCCUAAAGCCCUAGAAGUACACAGCCAGUCAUGGUAACUGGCCUCAAAUCACAUUCCUGCAUUGUGUGUGUGUGUGUGUGUGUGCGCGUGUGAGAGAGAGUGAGUGUGUGUGUGUGUGAAUGUGUGUGAGAGAGAGUGUGUGUGUGUGUGUGUGUGAGAGAGAGAGAAUAUAGGAUUUUUCGACAGGUUAAGACUCUCUGAUUUAAACACAAAUACAGUAACUCUGAUUAGCUGGAUCAGUACCACAAUCUAAAAUAUAAACCACACACCAGUUACUGACAUGUAUCAAAUCACAAAAGAAACAAACGUGUGAUUUCUGCAAUAGGAAUGAAUGCUGAUGAGACUGGUUUGAACCCAGGUGUGUUUUUAAAUUCACUGAUUCAGUGGUGCUAGCUGAUCUAAUGAAAUCUGGAAAAGAAAAAUACUGCCAUUAUGUAUACGGAAAGGAAACAAGUAGCAAUAGUGAGGUUCGGGGCUGACAAACGCCACGGGGUUAGCUCUCUCUUUUAGGUGGAGUAGUUUUAAUUAAAGCCAUGGGCAGCUUUAGAAAGCCCUGUGUAAAUCUGUCUCCUUUUUACCACCAUGCGUGUAGAUAAGUUUUGAGAGGUCUCCUAGAUUUGCGCACAGAAACAGCGCACAAUAUAAAAACAGCAGCAUUGCUCAUAAGAGCUGCUCAGGUUCUCUUCUGCAGAGUUUGACACACAUGGACACAAUGGUAUAUGAGGGUUUGGGUGCUGAAUCCCAUUCACCUCAGUUCUCUUUGUAUAUCGUAGCCACUAGACAGCAGACCUGGGACUGCACUGCUGAGCAAGAUAUUGCAUUAUGUAUAAUGUCUGUGGAGUAUCUGGGGACUGCACAUCUUCUCAUUCUUCUCAUCUCUGCCAUGGAAUUUACAGGUUACCAGUUAUCUAUGACAUGCAUAUGAGUGUUGCAUGCUUGCAGCUGUUUUUUUUCCUCCACGGGAGGAUUUCUCAUUGUGUACUUGAGAACUUCUCUGUACUGUACAUGAACUAUGAACUAUGAACUGGACGUCUUGCUGAGCAAGCUUGGACCCAAACAUGGCUGAGUUUUUUUUUGUUGUUGUUUUUUUUUUUUGGUUGUCAUCUUUCGAACCAGGACGGACUCUCAGAGGAGAAUGACUGUAUUGGUGACUCAGCGAGACAGUCAUUUUGUAUGAAAUGUUCCAGCUUUGUUUAACAACCACACUGACUGCUGUGCUUCUACUCGGCAAUGUAAUAACCACUCAGUUACUGCAGACUCACAACAACUACAGCACAUCUGUUCCAAGGAGAAUGUGCUAUAUGGAAACUCGCAUCUGUCCAGAUGAUCACCUCUUUAUAUCUUAAACACACACACACAAACACACACACAGGUGUUGAUGCAUGAUCCACCAUGUCUGGGUUCCUCACACAGGUUUGAUGAUGUGGAUGAUCUGCAGCGACUUGAUCACUGUCCCGCACCCUGCUAUGCAGUGUCAUGCACAAUGGUGCGGGUCAAACAAACUCCACUUCAACAUUUCCCAAAAUGUUCCACGGACCCUCCUGUUCCGUGUACAGUCUUUCGUGGGACAGAGGCAUGCAUGCUGUGUAAAGACCUGAACAUGCAUUACACCAUUACAGCUUCUGCUGGACUAAUUAAAAAAAAAGAAGAGAAAAAAAAACAGCAAAAGGGAUUGUGAAAGACUUUUGGGAAGGGGGAAAAGGAACCUGGGUUAUUUGUGUCUUUUAGCUCGUAGCUGAACAUCUCUAGAUUUCUGGACUCUAAGCAUUUGUUCAUUCACUUCUCUGAGGCAUGGUGACCCUUUCGAUGUGGAGUGUGAAGUGUUCUUGUGUGCUACUGAUGCUUCUUUUUUGGGUUCCUUGAAUUACGCUCUUACUGCAAUCAAUAACGAGGCGUGGUUCCUCGACUGUGCCAACAACCAAAUCAUGACUUCUAAUCUUUCCCAUUACCUUUUAAAUGUUCCACAUGUUUAAAUGGGCCUUUUUUUGUACAUUGACAGCUCAGCCUAGCCCUGAGCGACCGAGCGAGUCACCUGUGAACAUGAGCCUGACGUUUUAAAAAUUGUCUCUUUUUUUUUUUCUAUGUGAACGACCAUUUGUUAGUGAUGCAAUAUAUUUUAUUCUUUUUACAUCAUACUCUGUUAAUUUCAUAAUAUGCUAGAAUCGUGUGUGUGUGUGUGUGUGUGUGUGUAUAUAUAUAUAUAUAUACAUUAUAUAUAUAAUUACAAUGCAGAAUGAAGAAAACCGCUAGACAAAUUUGCAAUACCAUAGUGCAAAACAUCACACACCUUCAUUUUAUUUAAAAAAAAAAAAAUUUAGUUAUUGUAUCAUAUUAUUUUUUUAAAUGAUUAGUAAGCUUUUUUUGUCUUAUGUGAAUAACUGAGUUUUGUAUUUCAUUAAAAAAAUUAAUUUGUUUUUUCCCCCUUUUAAUUUUUGCCAUUUACUAAAAUAUUGUACAUUAAACGUUAAACCUGUGGUUUUAUUCAGCUUGAACUCGUGUUUUCAGAUUAAAAUAAAAUGAACUGACAGCAA
This is a messenger RNA of Tachysurus fulvidraco (yellow catfish), 5308 nucleotides long. RefSeq names its product tweety family member 3a (gene ttyh3a). The record is from RefSeq and is a predicted model, not a curated record. The transcript is spliced from 14 exons. Gene Ontology annotation, cellular component: plasma membrane. The coding region runs from base 736 to 2313 and encodes 525 amino acids. Gene Ontology annotation, molecular function: volume-sensitive chloride channel activity; intracellularly calcium-gated chloride channel activity. Lineage: Eukaryota; Metazoa; Chordata; Actinopteri; Siluriformes; Bagridae.